This is a messenger RNA of Cyclopterus lumpus (lumpfish), 1363 nucleotides long. RefSeq names its product family with sequence similarity 162 member A (gene fam162a). Bases 102 to 584 code for a protein of 160 amino acids. NCBI's taxonomy places the organism in Eukaryota, Metazoa, Chordata, Actinopteri, Perciformes, Cyclopteridae. Gene Ontology annotation, biological process: positive regulation of release of cytochrome c from mitochondria; cellular response to hypoxia; neuron apoptotic process. The record is from RefSeq and is a predicted model, not a curated record. The transcript has 5 exons. Gene Ontology annotation, cellular component: mitochondrion.
UGUUGAAAACGCAGCGAGUUGACAUUCAACCAACCAGCAGCUGACGGAAGACAAGGUGCUACGACGCAGUUUAAUGGCUUGAUGAUACAAAAUAAAAAAACAUGAAUCUUGUUAGAGCUCGCCUUUCCAUUGGCAACUUUAUAGGUCAGAGGUGCAGACAGGUCACUGAAACAUGGAGCCACAGAGGGAUGUGCAGUAAACCACAGGAGGCCAAAGCAGAGCCUCUGCAUGCAGCCCCAGCAGCAGCACCUCGUGCCGGGUUCAAACUCCCCGGCUACAGACCGUCAAACCUGGACAAGAAGAUGCUGGUCUGGUCGGGACGCUUCAAGACAGCAGAUCAGAUACCAGACCUUGUGUCGUUUGAGACGAUUGAUGCUGCCAGAAACAAAGUCAGAGUGAAAGCCUGCUAUGUGAUUAUGGCGACCAUAAUAGGGGCCUGUCUGUUAAUGGUGUUCCAGGGCAAAAAGGCGGUCGGCAGGCAUGAGUCCCUGACGAGUCAAAACCUGGAGAAAAAAGCUAGAUGGAGGGAGGAACUACAAAGAGAGAAGGAAGCUGCUAUUGCCCUGUCUGAGAAGGCUCAGUGACGGAAGACAACAUGGCCUUGCAUAACCCCCCCAGAUAACACACAACUAUGUAUUAUUUUUCUGAAAGCCAAUAUAAGGUUUGACCUUUUCAGUGAAUACAUUGAGGUUAUAAACUGGCAACAGUUUUUUGUCCUGAUACUUAUGCGAUUAGACUAGUUUGUUUAUGACCGAUGUGACAUAUAUUUGUAUAGUCAAAAAACAAAAUAAGAAUCAAAUAAAGUAUUGCUUCUGGAAAAUCUCAUCUGAUUUAAUGACAUGACCUAAUGUUAUAUAAACUGCAACCUUUAAGCCAAAGAUUUAAGUUAGUUACUUUUUUCUAUUUAUAGACAAAACAAUGAAUUGAGAAUGAAAAUAAAUCUUUCAGAGGUACUACAUUUCUUCAGCUGUAUGGCAGUCAAGGAAAUGCUCCCCAAAAUGAUUAUCCUGGACACAAACGAACAAAACUAAUUCACUUACACUGUGGAACCAGCUUUUAUGCAAAUGGCAUAACGGGGACAGUUGCACAAACUCAAUACAACACACAGUAAUUAACAUGUAGAGCUGGUAAUCUCUUGCAGAGAUUUUGAUAAAAGUAAGCAAUGUUAAGAGGACUUGGUAAACACACAUUCAGUUUUGCUAUAACUAAGGUAAUCACCAGUAUUUAAGUUUUUUAUCUGGAUUUUUGUUGAAAUUAUCUGGAAGGAUUCCUCUUAAAUAAAGUGUAUGGCAGCAACAUGGCAGAUGCUAACCCCAACUAAAUGAAAACAUUGUUUUUUAAUAAAGACCAGCUUCAGACCCAA